CGCAGGACAUCCACCAAAACGCCACACUUCGGCUGUGGCUCGUUCCGCGCGCGAGCCAAGGAAGAGACAGACUCUCGUCCCCAUGCAACGACAUGCCGCGUCGCUUCCCCUUCUUCUUCCCCUUCAUCUUCGUCUCCUUUCUUCUUCUUCUGUACCCCCCUUGUUCGUUUGGACCAUCGCAACCUAAUCCCGUUUCUGGUUGCCGCGUGCCGUGAUCCUCGAUCUUUCGAGUUUCAGGCCGAGCAUCACAAUGUUUUGCACUACGCUCCUUCUUUCCUUCUUCCCCCCCCGGCUCGCUCGCUCCCUCUCUAUUCUCCCCCAUCAUGAACGACGGGACCGUCGGAGGCCUACUGUCUUCGGCCAGAAACAUGUACUACGCAUCUGUGUCGUGUGAGAGCCGUUUCCUUCGAGCUCGCGGGACGCAUCUCCGUGGGCCCCAUCUCUCCCCGGUUCCAAGGUCUGAACGUCGCGGCACGAUUCAAAGCCUCUUGCUCCAUGUGAAGCCAAAGCGCACCCCCCGUUCAUGCGGGAACGGCAAACGUAUUCCGGACAGACCGUGUGAACUACAGAAGUCUGAAGGCGUCUCGAUAGUCUAUAUAACUGCGAGUCAUUCGCUCGCUACCACUACGACUGGCUCAUCCCCAAGCCUCUCUUGUCUUCAAUUUAUAGCUUCCUUCCCUCGCUUGCAAUACUCUCCUUCUCUUGUGCUUCUCUUAUCCAGGUCUGUGACCAUUUGUGCACAAAGCCCCGGAGGCUGCCUUCGUCUUCUUGCAGAAACAAGCUUGUUCCAAAGCUAGUCUAUUAUUCACUUGUUGCAAUACUUGCAGCUAUUUUUUAAUCACUCACCAUGCGUUACGCUUUCGUCUACUCGGCCCUCGUCGCCUGCGCCUCGGCGCACGGAGUGGUCACCUCCAUCACAGGCGCCAACGGUGUCGUGAUGCCCGGAUUGAGCAUUGCCGACGGCACCCCUCGCGACUGCUCGAGCAACGGUUGUGGCUCCCAGGCCGACACCUCCAUCAUCCGCGACCGUGAGAUCGCCAACGGACGGGCCAGCCCCCUUGGCCGCACCCAGGGCAACGGCCCUGUUGACGCCGCAAAGAUGGUCAACGCUUUCAUGAGUGGCACGAGCGCCCCGACCAACAAGGGCAAAGAGUCCUCGGUCGGCCAAGAAGAUGACCUCUCCGGCCUCGCCGGCCUCACCGGCCUCAAGGGCAUCGGACAGCGGAGCAACGAAGAGAGCAAGCGCCAGCUCGGCGGGCUCUUGGGCGGCCUCCUCGGUGGCAAUGGCGGCGGCCGCGGUGGUGGCAACGCUGGCACCAAGUCCAACAAGGCUGCCGAAACCAUGGUCGCCGCGACGGCCGGCAAUGGUCAAACGCAGGGAAUGCCCACCUGCAGUGACAAUGGCGAGGUCACAAUCACCUACCGUCAGAUCAACCAGGACGGUGCCGGGCCUCUGUCGGCCAAGAUCGAUCCCUCCUCCGGCGGCACCGACGCCAGCGCCUUCCAGACUGCCCAGGUCACGCAGAAUGUCCCCGGUAUCGUUGCCGGCCUGUCCACGGCCACCAACACCGACUUCACCGUCAAGGUACAGAUGCCGCAGGGCAUGACCUGUACUGGCACGGUGGGCAAUGCCACCAAUGUCUGCGUCGGUAUGGUCAGGAAUAGCACCCCGGCCGGUCCCUUUGGCGGCUCCUUUGCUUUCACUCAGCCCGAGAAGGCUCGCGCCCGCGCCCUUGCCUACCGCCUUAAGAAGCGUUUUGAGAUUACCCGCCGAGAAGAACUCGCCGACUUCGAGGUUACCGAGGUCGACGAGGACGAAGACGAGGAGUAAACAUGAUUUCUUGCAAAUAGAGUGCUGGCCGUCGAGAAUUCGAAGGCAAGGGAGGCGGGAAAAGCAUCAGUCGCUGGACUGGAUGCUGCAUCGACACGGGAAACGCCCGUCAAUAGGGAGGAAACAUUGUGUGAACUUACCUGCUGAGCUCAUUGUACAUCGUCUUGUUUAUCUAAUUUUGACACCUGGCUUUAUAUAAGUAUGUUUUGG
Purpureocillium takamizusanense is the source of this 2041-nucleotide messenger RNA. RefSeq lists its product as uncharacterized. Bases 848 to 1831 code for a protein of 327 amino acids. NCBI's taxonomy places the organism in Eukaryota, Fungi, Ascomycota, Sordariomycetes, Hypocreales, Ophiocordycipitaceae. The record is from RefSeq and is a predicted model, not a curated record. The transcript is spliced from 3 exons.